AGUUUGUUUCCUCACGGGAAUCUUUACGCGACGGACAUAUAGGCUCAGCAGACGUACAUAAGAGAUGGAUGGAAAAAUGUUAAUUUAAUGCUUAAAAAAUAUUCUGGUUAUAAAACAAGGCAGCGGGUGUGAUAUUUUCUUUAUAGAUUAAGUCUGGAGAAUGUCAGGUUACUGAUUGUCCGGUUGAAAUCGUGAUCCAUCUGUGUAACUCCGAGAUGCCUAACAGCGGCAGCAGUAACAGCAAUGGAGCAGCGGUGAAGGGGAAGAGGAGCAGGCGCCGCAGCAGAGCUCCGAGAGAAGAUCCGGCGAGAAACGAGCUCGUCUCCAACUCUCUCCAAAGCGCACAGCACUGCCUCCUCCAGCAAGAUCACGGAACCGCCUUCGUCCACUUCCUCCUGGCCCUAAACCUCGCUCCGGCUCUGAAAGAUCUGGCAAGAGAGUCCUUUAGGUUCACGCUCUUGAAAUGGGCCGACGAGCUGGACGGAGUCGGGCGCAUCCAGGAGCUCUUCGACUGCUACGAGCAAGCGCUGGAGUUGUUCCCUAAAGACGAGGUGAUCGUCAACAGCAUGGGCGAGCACCUGUUCAGGAUGGGUUUCAGGGACGAGGCGGCGGCGCAUUUCUACAAAGCCCUGAAACUGAAGCCGGACUUCCCCGAAGCCAAGGAGAACUUCUACAGGGUGGCUAACUGGCUGGUGGAGCGCUGGCACUUUCUAAUGCUCAACGAUAACGGGCGAAAUCGCAAGUACCAGCUCGCUAUCCAGAGGGCGGUACAGGACGGCUGUAGGAGCGUUCUGGAUAUCGGGACCGGCACGGGUAUCCUCGGGAUGUGCGCGAAGAAAGCGGGCGCGAGGGAAGUGUACGCCUGCGAGCUGUCGAAGACCAUGUACGAGCUGGCGUGCGAGGUGGUCACGGCCAACGACAUGGCGGACAGCAUCAAGAUCCUACACAAGAAAUCGCUUGAGAUGGAAAUCCCGAGAGACAUUCCCCACAGGGUGUCUUUGGUCGUCACGGAAACGGUGGACGCCGGGUUGCUCGGAGAGGGAAUCGUUGAGAGUUUGAUUCACGCCUGGAAGCAUCUGCUCUUACCGCCGCCUAACUCUGAAGACGUUCCAGUUUCCAUUCCUUCCCGAACGGGGCGAGUCAUUCCCGCCGGCGCCACCGUGUUCGCAAUGGCCGUGGAGUGCCCCGAGAUCCGCAGGCACCACAGGCUGUGUGUGAGAGCAGUAGGGGGACUUGAUCUGGCUGCAGCAGGACCCAUCCGCGGUCCUGUAAAGUGUUCGGGGGACGCAGACGAGUCGUCAGAGCCGUAUACCACAGAGAGACUUAGCCGUCUGCCUGGAGGCUUCACUGCCCUCACUGAGCCCUGCAGAGUGAUGAGUAUAAACUUCAACAACCCACAGGAGCUGGAAGGCCUGUGUCUGAGGGAAGCAGCUCAGCUUCGCGUGCCACUGAUAAAGGACGGAGAUGUUGACGCACUGGCCGUGUGGUUUCAGCUGCACCUGGACCAGGAGAACAGCAUCUCUACCGGCCCGGACGAGGACACGUGCUGGGAGCAGGCCAUCUACCCAGUCCCGUCUCACUACAGUGUGAAGUGCACCGAUGAACUGCUGGUGGAAGUUUCCUGCAGAGACGCUUACCUGAGAGUAUCCUGCACUGGGGUAACAAGCGGCAGCCAAACGCCCCACAUGGAUGAAGCUGCCUCUGCUGAAGUGCCUUCAAAUCCUGAACUGGAGCUCUGCAGUGCUCUGGCUGGCCUCCAGACGGACCAUGAGCUUCCAGCUCAGCCGUUUUUGCUGGAGUGUUCUGAAAUCGCUCUCCUCAACAACGCCAAUUAUCACGAGUGCUUCCAGGAAGCACUGGCCAAGCUUUUUUCCUUCUUCCAAUCACGUCAGUCAGAAGUCAUAGAGGAAUCAGGUUCCUCCUUAGGUCCGCUGUACGUGCUGGACGUCUCUGAAGGUUUCUCAGUGCUCUCUCUGAUGGCAGCGCGAUUAGCACCGGUGCGAGCCUACAGCUCGGUGGAGAAGCAGCAGCAUCAGGCUCUGCUGCGGCUCCUGGCACGGGAAAACGGAGUACGCGUGGAUGCGCUCGAGUUCUGGCUCGGCCAUGUGGAAGACGACUCAGCUGUCCUGCAGAGGCCCGACUCGGAAAAGCUGUGGAGCGCCAUCAUGCUGGAUUGCGUGGAGAUCUGUGGCCUGCUCAGACAAAACCUCAUGGAGAAGGCCACGUUCGCUCGGUGUCUCCUGGAGGACGGCGGCCGCAUUUUCCCCGAGCGCAUCGUGAUCCACGGCGUGCUGGUGGAAUCGGACACACUGCUGCAGGAGAGCGCGGUGCAGGGAACAGAACCCACGCUGGGCUUUAACAUCGCCCCUUUCAUCAACCAGUUCACCGUGCCCGUUCACGUGUUUUUGGACUUGUCCACGCUGGAGUGCACGCGUCUCAGCGCGCCGGCCGAGAUGUUCGUCCUCGACCUCAUGGACAGCAGCAAGAACUACAGCUGCAGAGACGUCCGGGUUCGAGUGAAUGCUUCUGGCAGGGUCACAGCCAUCCCCUUCUGGUACCACAUCUACCUGGACUCCGAUAUAUUUGUGAGCACGUUCAGGCCGGAUUCACACUGGAAGCAGGUGGCCGUGAUCCUGCAGCACCCCCUGGUGGUCAGCGCAGGUGACUGGGUCAGACUGUGUGUCUCUUUCCACAAGAGCAGCAUUUCUAUGACAGCUGUCAGAGAGGAGCGAAAGGAGGAAACUGCAGUUCAUUAAGGAAAGGGUUGUGGACUUCAACGAAUUAGAGAAGGUGCAUUCGGUGAAAGCAAUUAAGCAUUUCCCGUUCCAUUUAUUCAAACCUGUAAACUGUAAUGAAUCUGCCUAAUGGGUCGGAUUUUAAGGAAAAUGGGUUUGAAAUGGAAGGAGCACGUGCACGCCAGAAACUUUACAAUUCUAGAUUUGAAAAGACUUUAAAAAAGAAAAAAAAAAAAAAAAAAGUCGCACUUUUAAAGCGAGAACGUGUUUUUAUUUUUUUGGGGUAGAUGCAGUCUAUAGUGUGUUUCUUUUCUUUUUGGACAACGAGAUGGUAUUUAUCAUUGUGUGAAUUCUGUAAGAAGUGUUUUAAGUGCGGGGGUCCGUAAGCACAAAACGCAAAACGGACAUCUAGAGUAACCCGAAAGGGAAAGGGGGCGGGCCUAAUGAAGCACAGAAAGCUGCAAUGCGUCUAUUCAUACGAGGUGAUAUCAAAAAUGUUCGACACCGGUUUUGUAACUCGCCAACAGAUGGCAGCACAAGGCUGCACGCACAGUCACAAGGAGCACCGACCUUCAUAAAUCAGUGCGCCUUUGCGACCAGAGGAAUCAUUAAAGCAACCAAGCACACCGAGAUACAUCGUCCUGUUAUGUUUAAUGGUGUAUAAACAUGUUAUAACAUGGAAGAAGACAGACAGGCGUGCUACCCAGAUCCCCGUCACCUAUAACAGAGCAGUGCAGUUAUAAAGCGGUGAAUAAUCAGGAGUCGGACUCGGCAUUAACAUCUGUCCGAGUCAUCUUAAAUAUCACACCAGUAUCAUUUACAAUUAAUCAUAUUUUUAUAUACUUUAUUAUUAAUGGAUAUAAUUAUGGUUACAUGUAAAAAAAGUUUUUCUCCCGUUUUCACCCCCCCACCACCAAAAAAAUCUUUUUACUAAUCAGCCCAGACAUGUUUCCUAUCCAAUAUUUGCGUUUUUUUAUUUAUUCAAUGAAACAUCCUCCAGACGAUCACGAUCUGGCCUGUCGAGUCGGUAUUUACAUUUCUACGAGAACUGUUUCGCCGAAAAACGGAAUAGUUCCGUAUUUAUUUAAAGAGUAAGCUUUGCUAAGCAUUUAAACAGUACCUAACACGAAACUCCGCCUUUGGUAAUUGGAAGCCACGCCCCCUACCUUUCAUACUGAGCUAUAUCCUGAGAGAAAAUUCUAUUUGGUCAAGAAAUGGCUAUAUAAAUGGCACAUGAGCUCAAUUUUGAGUGUCAUAGCAUAAGCUGUAAAUACUUGUGCGAUUUUUGUAUUUAAUUUUUUUUUUUAUUUGUAAUAAAUUUGCAAAGAUUUUAAA
Silurus meridionalis is the source of this 4070-nucleotide messenger RNA. RefSeq names its product protein arginine methyltransferase 9 (gene prmt9). Gene Ontology annotation, biological process: peptidyl-arginine methylation. Gene Ontology annotation, molecular function: protein binding; protein-arginine omega-N monomethyltransferase activity. Bases 216 to 2756 code for a protein of 846 amino acids. The record is from RefSeq and is a predicted model, not a curated record. The transcript is spliced from 13 exons. Lineage: Eukaryota; Metazoa; Chordata; Actinopteri; Siluriformes; Siluridae.